This is a messenger RNA of Wallemia mellicola CBS 633.66, 1140 nucleotides long. RefSeq lists its product as hypothetical. The record is from RefSeq and is a predicted model, not a curated record. The transcript is spliced from 5 exons. Gene Ontology annotation, biological process: glucan catabolic process. Bases 181 to 1140 code for a protein of 319 amino acids. Gene Ontology annotation, molecular function: hydrolase activity, hydrolyzing O-glycosyl compounds. Lineage: Eukaryota; Fungi; Basidiomycota; Wallemiomycetes; Wallemiales; Wallemiaceae.
UUUUCUCGUUCGGAAAAAGAAGGUACCCAACGUAAAAGGAAGUUAAAGAAGUUGUCUUAAACGAGCCAAUUAGAGAGCUAGUCGUGGGACAGAAAAGCUCCGCAGUCACCAUUUAAAUUACAUUACCUCCUUUUCAUAUCUUUCUUUCAACAACAAACACAUAUACACUUAAGAUAUCAAAUGCGCUCAACUGCCUUCCCAGCAUCACUAGCUCUAGUUAUAAGCAAUACUCUCGCAAGUAAUUCACCAAGAGCUCCAACUGAUUCUGGUUACUCCCUCAAACAAUCCUAUGAAGGCGAGACAUUCUUCAAUGGCUUCACUUUCUUUACAUAUGAAGAUCCAACAGCAGGUGCAGUGAACUACGUUGAUAAAGACACAGCAUUCAGUAACGGCCUUGCUGGGUUCACAAAUGGUAGUCCUUUCAUUCAAUUCGACAAUUGGUCAACCCUUCCUCAAGGUGGUAAAAGAGAUAGUGUCAGAUUACAGAGUGUAGAUUCGUGGAACGGCGGUAUACUUUUAUUCGAUGUUGAGACCAUGCCCUACGGUCUUGGUACAUGGCCAGCAUUUUGGAGUAACGGCCCUGACUGGCCAUACGGAGGUGAACUUGACAUAAUAGAGGGUGUUAACGACGAGACUAACAACCAUGCAACUAUACACACCUAUCCAGGCUGUACACAAGAUGGAACAGCACCUGCAAUUGGAGAAUACACGAGCUCAAAUGACUGUUCUGGUCUAUCAGGAGAUAAUAGUGGAUGUGGAUUCAAAGAUCCAAACCCAAACAGUUACGGUAAAGGCCUCUCAGAAAGCGGAGGUGGCGUUUUCGCGACUGAAUGGGAUAAAGAAACUGGUGUUUUAAAGACAUGGUUUUUCCCUCGUCUUGAUAUACCUCAAGACAUACUUAACCAAGCACCAAAUCCUCAAAAUUGGGGUCAACCAACUGCUCAUUUUGUCAGCGAUACUUGCGAUAUUGCAGGCACAUUUGAGAAUCACACUAUAAUUAUUAACACCACUUUUUGUGGAUACUAUGCUGGUAACAAUUUUCCUAAUGGCGGUUUAGAAGCCUGCAAUGAGUAUAUACGUUACCCUGAGAAUGUCAAGAAUAACGUCUGGCACAUAAACUACAUCAAAGUAUUCGAGUAG